AUGAGGAAGAAGACACGGCAAAAGCCUCCUACAGAAAAUAUAGAAACUAAAACCAUGGAUAUUGGCACUUCUGAAUGUUUGCAAUACAACUUUAGUACUCUGAAAGCAGCAACAAAUGAGUUCUCGGAAGACAAUAAACUUGGGAAAGGUGGAUUUGGAGCGGUUUACAAGGGUAAACUUGGGGAUGGACAAGAAAUUGCAGUUAAGCGGCUAGCAAGGGAUUCUGGGCAAGGUGACAUAGAAUUCAAGAAUGAGGUUUUGCUUGUCGCCAAGCUUCAGCAUCGUAAUUUGGUUAGGCUGCUUGGUUUCAGCUUAGAAGGAAGUGAGCGACUUCUCAUUUAUGAGUUCCUACAGAAUGCAAGUCUUGAUCAGUUUAUAUUUGAUCCAACUAAGCAUACAAUACUUGAUUGGGAAAAGCGAUACAAGAUCAUCAAAGGCAUCGCCAAGGGACUUUUAUACCUUCAUGAAGACUCCCGUCUAAGGAUUAUUCAUCGCGAUUUGAAAACCAGUAAUAUUUUGUUAGAUGUUGAAAUGAAUCCUAAAAUUGCAGAUUUUGGCAUGGCCAGAUUGUUUAACCCUGAGGAAACUCAAGGCGACACACAUCGAAUAGUUGGAACCUAUGGUUACAUGGCACCAGAAUAUGCCAUGCAUGGCCAAUUCUCAAUAAAAUCAGAUGUAUUUAGCUUCGGAGUUUUGGUGUUAGAAAUGGUAACAGGUCAAAAGAACCAAUACAUUCGUAAUGGAGAGAGCAUGGAACACCUUCUUAGCUAUGCAUGGAAAAGUUGGCAAAAUGGGACUGUGUCAAACAUUAUAGAUCUCACAUUGACGACUGGAUCCGAUUCAUUGUGCGACAUCACUAGAAUUAUCCAUAUUGCUUUAUUAUGCGUUCAAGAAAAUUCUUGUGACAGGCCAACCAUGGCUGAGGUUGUUCAUAUGCUUAAUAGCUUCUCUCUCGCGCUUGCAAUACCCUCAGAGCCUGCAUUUUUCAUACGUAAUACCAUUCAUCCACAAGUGCCACUCCUGAUUUUUUCCGAAAAUAUUGUCUCCAUAUCUGAGAUAGCUCCUAGAUAG
Messenger RNA from Lactuca virosa, 1071 nucleotides. NCBI's taxonomy places the organism in Eukaryota, Viridiplantae, Streptophyta, Magnoliopsida, Asterales, Asteraceae. The record is from the annotation of a GenBank genome assembly.